This is a messenger RNA of Brassica napus (rape), 3669 nucleotides long. Its product is annotated as WAT1-related protein At4g01450. Gene Ontology annotation, cellular component: plasma membrane. Lineage: Eukaryota; Viridiplantae; Streptophyta; Magnoliopsida; Brassicales; Brassicaceae. The transcript has 6 exons. Gene Ontology annotation, molecular function: transmembrane transporter activity. The record is from RefSeq and is a predicted model, not a curated record. The coding region runs from base 2381 to 3469 and encodes 362 amino acids.
UAAUUGUUAGUAGUACAUUCAACUUAUAAAAAUUUAACAAUUAACCAAAUAUUUUAUAUUUACAAAACUUACAUAAAAAUAUUUUUUUUUUUCAAAUUGAAUAUUUAUUAAUAAAAACACAGUUAGAGCUUUUCUUCCAACUUCAAUUGGUGUAAUUUUCAUCAUAUGCAAUUUUCAUAAUUCAAAAAUAAAAUUAUGCAUUAAAAGAACAUAAAGAAGUAAACAAAGUUUGGUUUUGUAAUUUAAAUUACGUACUUGAUCCAAAUGUUUGUGCAUAUAUUAAGCUUAACAAGUACAAAUGUUAUCAAUGGAAAUGAUAACCCACCAGAUAAAAAAACUCAUCUAUUCCGUUUGAACGAUACUUCACCGAUUCCAAAAACAAUUUACAGAAUAAUUAAAUCAUUUAUUUUUAUUAUAUUAUAUUAUAUUAUAAAUUAUUUAUUUUUUGAUUUUUAUUAGUUUAUGCAUCUUUUAUGCAAAACUAUUAAAUAGUAUUUUGUGGAGUAUUAUAUUUAUUUUCAUGUUAUUGUAUUAUUUUAAAUAUUAUUUAAGUAUGAAAUAAAAAAAAUCAAAAAUUAAAAAGACUAUUUCAUAAAUAAAUAAAGUUCAACUCCAUAAUGGCUAGGAUUACUCCAUUUUGGAGUUGAAUAUGAAAUAUGAUUGAAGAUAAUUUUACUCCAAAAUGAAGCUUGAAGUCAAAAAUGGAGUAGAGUUGGAGAUGCCCUAAACUUGUAUUUUCUUCAAAUUUAUAAUAAAAUUUCAAGUUUUUUGUUUAUUCAUUUGUAUAUAUUUAUCGUAUUGCUUGUAAAUAAAUUUUACAACUUAUUGUUUUAUAAUGAUAAGAAAACUAUUGUUUUAGCGCUUGUAGUUAAUAAGAGCGUACUACAUCUGAAAUAUGCUCUCAUGAUUGUUUUUGUGAAUAUAAUCUGUUUGGUAAAUUUAUUUAAUGUCUUUUGCCCUGUUUUAAAACGCGGGUGAGUUGGACGUUUAAUCGGCGCUGAAACGUGACUCGGCCAUGGACCGUGGCGAUUUGGAUCUAUUCGCUCAAUAACUCGGGUUUUCGGAAAAAAAAAUCAAAUUGUGGUGUUAAAAUUCAUAUAUAUUGUUAAAAAUCUAUUGCAAUUGAUCAAAAACACAAGAAAAGGAGUUGAAAUGGUGAUGAAUCGUGAAAUCAGUGGAGAGGGGCGGAAAUUAAGGUUGCAGGUCGUGUAUGGUGAAGAAGAAGACGAGGGCAAUUAAGGUAAUUCACCAUCAUUUAAGAAAAAAAAUGAAAAAAAGAGGGAAAAAACACUUUAUCGAGGGUCGAACCAUUAUCCUUUGCCUCUAAACAAAGUGCACAAACCACUGUGCUACAUAGAACUCGUUGAUUAUUCUACACGAAGUAGUAUAUAUCCUAAAAUCAAUUAAAAACUAGGCCCCGCGUACGCCCCGUUUAAUCCCCGAUUUUUUGGUAACUCGCUAGGCCCGGGAUUACCGCCCGACUAGCGCCUAGCGUAGUUUCGAACAGGGGUCUUUUGUAGAGAACGGAAAUUAGUGGUUGAGUAAAAUGAAUUUAGCAUAUAGAAAAUAGCAAAAGUUCGAAACAUCAUAAUUCAAAAUUAUAAACGGGUGAGGUACUUUGGCUUAUAUUAAGCUUUAGUGAUUUACCAUUGAUCGGAUUAACAAUUGUUCUGUACUAAAUGCUCAUGUUGUUUUUAAAUAGAGUCCAGUGUAUUCGAUAGAAACAAAGUUGGAUAAAUCUCAAUAACUCUUUUUUUUUUGGAAGGCAAAUCUCAAUAACUUUCAUCAAAUAAAAGCAGAGUCUAUAUCAUCUAUGACAGCGCGCUAAGGAAAAAUAAAACUCUGAACCACGUUCAUUUUAAAUUGUAUUUCACAAAGUUCCUUUUCCUUUUCUAUGCGUGAUUAUAAAUUUAUGUAUAAUAAGUUUUUAACAUAUAUAACAAUAUGUAAACACCUGCUUUAAAAUGUUUUGAAAUCCCCCGUUUGAUUUAGCUAUUUUUAAUUAAGCUAAACUUGGUAAAACUGCUUUAUGAUCAUAAUUAGCUAAGUUUGUAUAGUCCUAAAGUCCUAAAAGAAUCAAGUACUCUCCUGCGCCCAAAAUAUAUAAUAUUUUCACAACAAAAUAAAUAGCACUCAUAUAAUAUCCAAAUACGAUUUAUUCGUUAAAUAUUGUCAUUUUAUACAAAUAGAAAAAAAUCUGGCUCCCACUCAGGAUAUAUCAUAUAUGAUGUAUAUAAAUACAUCCGCCUCUUCUCCAUGCCUCAUCACCACUCAAACAAGCUAUUAGGUAAGAGGUAGAAAAAGAAGCGAGGGAGCGAGAUAGAGAUUAUAAUUGAGAGAGGAAACGUUUAGUUAUUAAGUUAUUUAACUUACUAUAAUCAUGGGCUACCUCGACGGGAAAUGGGCACCGUUGAUCAUGAUUACCGUGAUUAACACGAUUAAUGGGAUGGUUAACGCUUUGAUUAAGAAAGUUCUUGAUGGAGGCAUUAAUCACAUGGUUAUUGCUACCUAUCGUUUGGGUAUUUCCACCUUAUUUCUUCUUCCCAUCGCUUAUUUUUGGGAACGGAAAACAAGGCCAAAGCUAACUACAAGCAUCUCGUGUCAGCAUUUCUUCAGUGCCCUUUUUGGGGCGAGUUUGAUGCAAUUUUUUUUCUUGCUCGGGCUCAGUUACACUUCUGCCACGUUGGCAACUGCCUUCUGGGGCACAUUGCCUGCCCUCACUUUCAUUAUGGCCUUAAUAUUUGGAUUCGAAAAAUUAAACAUGAAAACAAAAAUAGGAUACGGCGUCAUUCUUGGAGCUAUGAUAAGCUUAGCAGGAGCUUUAACCCUUACGAUGUACCAAGGCAUUCCAUUAUCGAACUCUCAUGAACAAGCAACGAUUUCAAGCAUCCAUAAAGGAAAUGAGAAUUGGAUCAAAGGCUGUUUUCUUUUAUUCACAGGAGUUAUACUUUUCAGUUCUUGGAUGCUUAUACAAGCCAAGAUCAACGUGAGUUACCCGUGUCCAUAUUCGAGUACAGUUAUUUUAUCGGUCUUUGGGACGCUUCAAUGCACUAUUCUUAGCUUUAUCAAGACUAGACAUGUGGAAGAUUGGAUCCUCGGAGACAAACUCACCAUCUUCACCGUCAUUAUAGCGGGAGUGAUUGGACAAGGAAUGUGUACGGUGGGAAUAUCGUGGUGUAUCAAACAACGUGGACCUGUCUUUACAGCAGCGUUCAGUCCUGUCACACUUAUGUCCGCAACCGUGUUCGAUUUCGUGAUACUUCAUCGUAUGAUUUAUGUUGGAAGCGUUAUUGGAUCUGUAGUAGUUGUGAUCGGUUUAUACAUAUUUUUAUGGAGCAAGAGCAAACAUAUAGAUGAGUGUAAGAUCGUGACGUUACCUACAAAUACGGUGGAAAAAGAAAAGGAAGAGGAAGAUCAUACAAAUGUUAACAAAUUAGGCCGUAUUUUGGUUAUCCCCAUGACACCUUGAUCUACUUCCCUAAAGUCUCUUUUUCAUUCAAUAAGACUACCAUGUCGUACGAAUCAACUGCGAAGAAGAAAAUAAUGUUCGCAUUCCAUUGUUUGUUGGAGUAUUUGAUCACUUGUGUUGCUAUGUUUUGGCUUACAUAUGAUAUUCCAAUCCCCUAUAUAUUAAUUGAAAAUCUUUUAAAAGGUUAUUGAAAAUCUUUU